Messenger RNA from Trichomonas vaginalis G3, 381 nucleotides. RefSeq lists its product as uncharacterized. Bases 1 to 381 code for a protein of 126 amino acids. The transcript has a single exon. Lineage: Eukaryota; Parabasalia; Trichomonadida; Trichomonadidae. The record is from RefSeq and is a predicted model, not a curated record.
AUGCUCUCUUUAUUGUUUAGUGUUUCUCUUUCAGCGAAAUGGGAUCGCACAGUCUUUCAAGAUGGCACAUGCCCAUCAACUUCAACGUUUGAGAUCAACGACGUUUAUUUUGAAAAUUUAGAUGCGGAAUCUCAGAACGGUGGUGCUAUUACAAUUAGAGGCUGCACGGGUACACUUAAAAUGAAUGUAGUUACCUUUAUUCAUUGCAUUUCUCGAUCAACAGGCGGUGCAAUUUUCAUAGAAUCAAAUCCAUAUAAUGUCGAUGCCACAAAAGUUUGCGUUUCAAAGUGCUCAUCCACUCAAAAUUGCCAGUACGCUCAGUUUACUUCUUCCCAAGGCACAUUUACUCAUACAUAUUUCAAUAUCUUCUUGUUCGAAUGA